Molecule: messenger RNA, 669 nt
Organism: Colletotrichum fioriniae
Lineage: Eukaryota; Fungi; Ascomycota; Sordariomycetes; Glomerellales; Glomerellaceae
Source: RefSeq, a predicted model, not a curated record
AUGGCCGAGAUCUACCAGCGCGCAAAUACCGUAGUUGUCUGGCUUGGGGAGGAUCAUGCGCCGGCUUCCUGGGGCAGUUUGGCGUGUUCGAAGCCUCUGGCCUUGUUUCCACGUCUCGGGUAUGAUCGCGGUCGUAACGAAGGAGUAAAGAGCUUGGCUGCCAGAAUUGCUCUGAAAGUAUGGACGCUACAAGAAUUCGCCCACAAGAACUCUGCCGUCUUGUGCCGUGACUCCCGACUCUUUCUCUUCUCGAGCCUUGCGCGUCUCCUGGCAGUGGCACCAAAAGACGAGAGCGUACCGAGCCAGCAGGGGAUGGACCUACACGUGGACCUCUACGAAUGGCAAGCAAUGGCAACGACGCGGCCGUUCCGCGCAGCAACGAAUCAACUACGUCGCGUGCUCACAAUGCAAGCCUCCGAGCCGCGAGAUAAGAUCUUUGCGCUGCGGGCACUGUCCCCGGGUGUACUCGGCAAGAUGACGGUGGACUAUCGGAAACCCGUCGGAGAGGUCUUUCGGGACGCAACAAGACUCAUGGUCGAAGAAGAGAACAGCUUGCGGGUUCUGUACUUUUCGAAUCGGAAGAAGACGACGGCUGGUGUUGCAUGGGAGAGCAUGCCGUCGUGGACUGUUGACUUUGCGACUACGGACUCUGAGGUGAGGGGGUCAUAA